Molecule: messenger RNA, 3891 nt
Organism: Coffea eugenioides
Lineage: Eukaryota; Viridiplantae; Streptophyta; Magnoliopsida; Gentianales; Rubiaceae
Product: tyrosine-sulfated glycopeptide receptor 1
Exons: 1
Coding region: 503-3835 (1110 amino acids)
Biological process (GO): protein phosphorylation
Molecular function (GO): protein kinase activity; ATP binding; receptor serine/threonine kinase binding
Source: RefSeq, a predicted model, not a curated record
AUUGAUCAACUUGGGGUGGGAGCAUAAGAAUCCAGUUCAGUGCGACUUGAAAGAAGGUUUAGUUUAAUACAAGUAGUGCAGAGCCCACUAUAAUAUGUCCUUAUCCGGGCAAAGCAAAGUUCCAGAUACGCAGACGGAGCCUCUCUACGCUGCUAUUUAUCUCCCCCAUCCCAGGUUUCAACACAACAUUACCAUCCUACACGCUUUUACCUCAUUCCUCCAUCUUCCUUCCUAUACAAAUAUAUCAUAAUAUAUAUACAGAAAGUCCACCACCUAGCCAGCCGUCCCAAAAGUAAACGCUUUUUAACAAUUCAGACCACAGCUUUUUAAUAUUGCUCCAUGUCAACAUCAACCACUAUAUCCUCUCUCUCUCUCUCCCUCAUGGGGGGUAUGACUAAAGUCUGCACAAACUAAGAUGGAAGGGUUAGAAUACCCCCAUGAUUGAUUAAAACAGAGUAGUAUCUUUUGGCAUCUUCGACUGUCUUCUUCUUCUAAUAAUAAUAUGAUCAAAUAUGACAAGGAAACCUGCAGGCAAUCUCGGCUUUCUCCUCCUCCUCCUCAUCAUCAUCGCCAUCACAGGGCAGCCAUGCUCUUGUCCUCCUCUGUCCCUUCUUCCUCUCCUUCGUCUCACCUUACCACAGUCAAUCCCUUUUGCUCCCUCUUUUCGGAUGUGCUGCUGUCUCUACUUGUCAUAACCCUCUCUUGCUUUGCGACUGCCACCCAUGCCUCCUGCAAUCGCCUGGAUCGUGACUCUUUAUUAUCCUUUUCCACCAGCAUAGCCAGCCCCUCAUCUCCUUUGAAUUGGACUAUCUCGGUUGAUUGCUGCAUCUGGGAAGGCGUUCUUUGUGACAAAAGCGGUAGAGUCGCCAGUUUAAGGCUGCCAUCAAGAGGGCUUGUCGGAACCAUCUCUCCUUCACUGGCCAACCUCAGCAGUCUUUCUCAACUAAACCUCUCACGCAACUUCCUUUCUGGUCCUCUCCCAAAUGGAUUCUUCGUGUCCCUCAAUCACCUGCAGGCGAUUGAUUUGAGCUACAACCGACUCUCCGGACAAUUACCGCCUUCCGAUAAGUUUCCAACAACAAUCCAGCAAGUGGACUUCUCCAGCAACAAAUUUAAUGGAACCGUCCAAUUUACAUUUCUCAAGGAAGCAAUAAACUUGGCAAGUUUCAAUAUCAGCAACAACAGCUUUUUUGGGUCCAUUCCUUCAUUCAUCUGCAGCAUUUCACCCUCCAUUAGACUCCUUGAUUGCUCUUUCAAUCAUUUCAGCGGCUCGAUUCCCCAAGAUGUUAAAUAUUGUUCAAAUUUGGAGACUCUACGGGCAGGUUUCAAUUCUCUCUCGGGUCCUCUUCCUCAUGCUAUUUAUAGCGUGUUGACUCUGCAAGAGAUAUCUUUACCUGGAAACAAACUGAAUGGAUCAAUUAACCAAGAUAUUGCCGGACUCAACAAGCUCAGGAUUUUUGAACUCUAUGCUAACGAGAUUACAGGUACAAUCCCUCCAGAAAUAGGAAUGCUCUCCAACCUGGAAAAUCUACUCCUUCACAUAAACAAACUUCAUGGUACUCUGCCACCAUCUGUCACAAAUUGCACAAGACUCAAACUGCUCAACCUAAGAGUCAACUUACUUGUUGGUGAUCUUUCCAAAUUUGAUUUCUCCAAACUCACCCAACUUGUCACGAUUGACUUGGGGAAUAAUUUUUUCAAUGGUAGCCUGCCGGUAAGCCUUUUUUCGUGCAGAUCAUUGACAGCAGUUCGCCUGGCCACUAAUCACCUGACCGGAGAGAUCCCACCCCAGAUACAUGCACUACAAUCUCUGUCUUUUCUCUCAAUUUCCAAUAACACACUAACCAAUGUCACAAGUGCAAUCAGAAUUUUGACAGGUUGCAAGAAUCUCAGUACACUGAUUCUGUCAAAGAAUUUUUAUAAUGAAUCGUUGCCAGGUGAUGACGGUUUAGUCGAUUCUGAAGGAUUUCAGAAUCUCCAGAUCCUUGGUUUAGGUGGUUGCCAAUUCUCUGGUCAAGUUCCCAGUUGGCUGACUAAGCUGCAAAAGCUUGAGGUCCUCGACUUGUCAGUUAAUAACCUCACAGGCUUAGUUCCAAGUUGGCUUGGAAAUCUGCCAGACCUUUUUUACUUAGAUUUAUCUCAGAACCUCCUCUCAGGAAACUUCCCUGUAGAACUUACUGGACUCCCAAGACUAGUGAGGCAGCAGGGUGCUGAUCAAGUGGAUCAGAGUUACUUAGAGUUGCCAGUCUUUGUUCAGCCUGAGAAUGUCUCCAGCUUACAGUACAAUCAGGUGUCUAACCUCCCCCCUGCUAUAUACCUGAAUGGGAAUAACCUCAGUGGCAACAUACCCAUUGAGAUUGGCCAAUUGAAGCGCAUUCAUGUCCUGGAUCUCAGUCACAACAAUUUUUCAGGCAGCAUCCCCAACACGAUAUCUUAUCUUACUAACUUGGAAAAGUUGGAUCUUUCUGAAAACCAUUUUUCUGGUGAAAUUCCAGCUUCACUCGGGAACCUCCAUUUUCUGUCUUCUUUCAGCGUUGCAAACAACAAUCUUCAAGGCCCAAUACCCGCAGGAGGCCAGUUUGAUACCUUCCCCAAUGCCAGCUUUGAAGGAAAUUCAGGGUUGUGUGGCCGAUUUCUACGCCCUUGUAGCAAUCAAUCACCAACUACAAACCCCUCAGCAACAAGAAAAAGCCCAAAGAGGAAAAUAAUCAUUGGACUCAUACUUGGAAUCUGUUUUGGCAUUGGAUUCACUGUUUCUGUAGUGGCAUUUUGGAUAUUUUCCAAGAGAAGGAUCCUUCCUAAAGGUGAUGCUGAAAAAACUGAUCUGGAUACACUUUCCUACAACUCUAAUUCUGGACUGUCCACUGAGUUUGGAAAAGACACCAGCAUAGUUGUCUUGUUUCCUGAUAACACAAAGGAUGUUAAGGAUCUCACAGUAUCAGAGUUACUGAAAGCCGCAGACAACUUCAACCAAGCAAACAUUGUUGGCUGUGGGGGUUUUGGUUUGGUUUACAAAGCAACUUUGACAAAUGGCACACAGCUGGCUAUUAAGAAGCUUUCAGGAGAUACAGGGUUGAUGGAAAGGGAAUUCAAAGCAGAGGUGGAAGCAUUAUCAACAGCCCAGCACGAGAACCUAGUUGCUUUGCAAGGUUACUGUGUGCACGAUGGGUUUAGAUUACUGAUAUAUUCGUAUAUGGAGAAUGGUAGUCUAGACUGCUGGUUACAUGAGAAGCCCGAUGGAGCAGCCCAACUUGAUUGGCCAACCCGACUAAAAAUUGCCCAGGGUGCAAGUUGUGGCUUGGCAUACAUGCACCAGAUAUGUGAGCCACAUAUUGUGCAUCGCGACAUAAAAUCCAGUAACAUCCUGCUGGAUGAGAAUUUUAAAGCACAUGUGGCAGAUUUUGGAUUGUCUAGAUUGAUUCUUCCCUACCGAACACACGUAACCACUGAACUGGUAGGCACCCUAGGUUACAUCCCACCAGAGUAUAGUCAAUCAUGGAUAGCCACUUUGAGAGGGGAUGUUUACAGUUUUGGAGUUGUCAUACUUGAAUUACUGACGGGCAAGAGGCCUAUGGAGAUAUUCAAGCCUAAAGUGUCAAGAGAAUUGGUUGGAUGGGUGCAGCAAAUGAGAAAUGAUGGGAAACAAGAUGAAAUCUUUGAUCCAGUACUGUGCGGCAAGGGCUUUGAAGAAGAUAUGCUGCAAGUGCUUGAUGUUGCCUGCAUGUGUGUCAACCAAAAUCCUUUCAAGCGGCCAACCAUUACAGAAGUAGUUGAUUGGCUCCAUGACAUAGGGUCCAAGAGACAGGCACCAAAAGAAGGGCAAUUGUAUAAAUGAAUAGAGAAACUCCAGAAUUUGUUGUUAAUAUAAAACGUCAAUGGCAGUUUUUUUCC